CCCCCAUGGACUGAAUGAAGAGCGCCGGCGGCGCCUACCGCUGCCCGCCCGGGGCGCCGGGGCCCUGCGCCAUGAACCCCGAGCUGCCGCUGGAGCCGCUGGGCAGCCUGCACGGCGCCGGCCCCGAGCCCGAGCUCAUGGGCAGCCCCAGCCCGCACCACGGCGGCCGCGCCGCGCCGCUCCGCGCCCCGCCGCCCCCGCCGCCGCCGCCGCCGCCGCCGCCCCCGCCGCAGGAGCUGGCGCCGGCGCCCGCGCGGCCGUCCAUGGUGCCCAGCAUGGCCUCGCUGCUGGACGGCGCCGCCGAGUACCGGCCCGAGCUCUCCAUGCCGCUGCACCACGCCAUGGCCAUGCCCUGCGACUCCUCGCCGCCCGGCAUGGGCAUGAGCGGCACCUACACCACGCUGACGCCGCUGCAGCCGCUGCCGCCCAUCUCCAGCGUCUCGGACAAGUUCCACCACCCGCACGCCCACCCGCACGCCCACCCCCACCACCACCACCACCACCACCAGCGCCUCGCCGGCAACGUCGGCGGCGGCUUCGCCCUCAUGCGCGACGAGCGGGGGCUGCCCGCCAUGAACAACCUCUACGGGCCCUACAAGGAGAUGCCGGGCAUGGGCCAGAGCCUCUCCCCGCUGGCCGCCGCGCCGCUGGGCAACGGCCUGGGCCCCCUCCACGGCGCCCAGCAGGGCCUGCACGGCUACGGGCCGCCGGGCCACGACAAGAUGCUCAGCCCCAACUUCGAGGCCCACGGCGCCAUGCUGGCCCGGGGGGACCAGCACCUGUCGCGCGGGCUGGGGACGCCCCCCGCCGCCGUCGUGUCCCACCUGAACGGCGUGCACCACCCCGGGCACCCGGGCCACGCGCCGGCGCACGGGCCCGGGCUGCCCCCCGGCCGGGAGCGGCCGCCCUCCUCGGCCGGCUCCCAGGUGAGCGGCUCGGGGCAGCUGGAGGAGAUCAACACCAAGGAGGUGGCGCAGAGGAUCACCGCCGAGCUGAAGCGCUACAGCAUCCCGCAGGCCAUCUUCGCCCAGAGGGUGCUGUGCCGUUCUCAGGGGACCCUCUCGGACUUGCUGCGGAACCCCAAGCCUUGGAGUAAACUGAAAUCCGGCAGGGAGACCUUCAGGAGGAUGUGGAAGUGGCUGCAGGAGCCCGAGUUCCAGAGGAUGUCGGCCCUGAGGCUCGCCGCAUGCAAACGCAAAGAGCAGGAACCGAGCAAAGAGAGGAGCAACUCCCAGAAGAAAUCCCGCCUGGUUUUCACCGACCUGCAGCGCCGAACACUGUUCGCCAUCUUCAAGGAGAACAAGCGCCCGUCCAAGGAAAUGCAGAUCACCAUCUCCCAGCAGCUGGGCCUGGAGCUCACCACCGUCAGCAACUUCUUCAUGAACGCGCGGCGGCGCAGCCUGGAGAAGUGGCAGGACGAUCUCGGCACGGGGGGCCCCGCCGCCGCCCCCAGCACUUGCACCAAGGCGUGAAGCAACGAGCCGCCGGCAGAGCGCGCGCAGCGGGGCCCUUCACUGGUCACUCGAAAGCACAAUUCUCCUGCAAACGAAGUCGAGCCUAGCUGUAAGCAGAGGACACUUUUUACGGCUUUUAGUCAGUUCUAGAAGGCGCAAGUCGAAAAUUAACCUCUUGCUAUAUAAUGUUACGCUCAGGACGGGCUAAGCGGCUCUGCAAAGCAAACCGGUCGCUCGUGGCAGGAGUUUCUGCCGAGGCCUGAGGCCCCCCGCGUCGAGGAGGGCGAGCGCGGUGGAGCCGCGGCUCCGCGGUUGGCUCUCGGGCUGCUUAGCCUCGUCACCCCGCGACACACCAAAGCUCACAGCCAUAGCAUGACAACCCGAGAACUGAGCACAAACUUCCACACACACACACACACACACACACACACACACACCCGCUAAGGAACCCAAGAACCAGUUCCUAAAACUCAGGCAUGGUUUUGUUAAGUGUUUUAGAAAGAAAAAUGAUCAAAUUUAAGUUUUUGUUCGGAAUUUUUCUUUUUUUACUUUUUUUAAUUUAAUCAGUGAACAUAGCUUGAUCUUGGAUCAGAAAGAUUCAGUUCACUUGAGCUCAAAGUAUCAAGCACAAAGACAAUAGCUAUAGAAACAGGUACGGUCCGGACUCGCUACAGCGGUUCUGUAAAGAUGCAUUCUAACUUACAAAGUUUUAGCGAACAAGUAAGUGACUAUACAAGUCUCAAGCACAGUCUGCAGUUUGUCACAAGUUCUGUGUUUGUACACAAUGCAGAUGCAUACUCAGGAGGUCAAUUUAACUGCUACAGUACAUGGAGCAAACACAAGAUUUUUGAAAGAUCUAGAUUUUUUUAGGUCAUUAAUAUGUCCUUUUUAGUUACCAGGAAUCUAGUUUCUCCUUUAUAACGUCAUUGUUACGGAAACACACUUAGUGUUGGAUGUGUUUUUGUUCAUUUUAUCAAAAUCUGUAUUGGAGUUUUAUGGUACUUUCAAGCAGGAAAAAAGAAAAAAACAGAAACAAGCCCUUCAGAUGCCAUUGACCAUUUUAGAUGUGCUGCAUAUGAUUUCGAUAGGCCGUCUAAAUCCAAAUCGUCUGAACCAUUAAGUUCCUUUUACCCAGUCCAUGCAGCCUGCCGAGAACACAGCACACCAAAGAGACAGGACACCGCAAGCCAAAGAUAUUUGUACCUUGCCAUUUCUUUCAUCCUCGUUAGCGCUGGUCGUCGUUUUAGGAACCAGAAAGCCUCACCAACUCCGCACGACGUACAAAGCCCUCGCGGUCGUUUGCUGUCCGACCGAGCAGAACGGCCGCCGGCGCAGCGCUGAGCGGAGCCGCCGCGGCCGCACGGCCGGCAGCCGCCGUCGGCCUCCGAGCAUCCAUCCCUCCCACCCCUGAAAUGGUCACGGUCACUUGAUGUGCGUAUGUACCAGUGAAUGGCCCCUUUCGAACACCCUCCCGGUGUUCAGAAGUAAGCCAAACGCUGUAACGAUUCUCUAAAGACACUUGAGACUUUUUUUAUGUACUACUUAAUCGAAACCAAAGAAACUUUUUCUGCACCUACUUCUUCUGCAACAAACUGUUCCAUUUAAAGAAAUAAAAUAAAGAAUAAGAAGCAAGGAAGCACGUCAGGAAACAACCAAGCAACACACUGUGUUUUGACAGACAUCUUGGACAUUUUCGGAAGCAGAUUUCAAAGAAAGGGUUGACAAGAGCGAAAACAAAGUAAAGCCAGUAUGAUUGCUGCUUCAUUUGACAACUCAGUAGUCUUAAAGUUGAAGAUUGUCUUUAAUUUGUGCCUAUGCAGUUUUUUCAAAGAACAAGGAACAGAGCAACCAAAACCUCAACAGCUACAAUACCAAAGAUGAGGAUUCUCACAACUUUUAUUUCAGUUCAUUUUUCUCCUCUUGCACGACUGAAAUGCGUAUAGCACCAUUGAUCUGUGUGAAGGUAAUCGAUUCUGUUUCUUUGAGCAACCAAAAGGGUGGGUUUUAUUUAUUUUUUUCCUGUUUCUACCCAACGUGGGCUCCUUCAGAGCUCCAUGGACUCCAAGUAUAAGAUGUUGGGAUACUAAACUACUCUGUCUUCUCUGUCCAGAAACGUGUAUGAAAAAUGUGUCAGCUGGAUAUUGUUUGAUCAGCUAGAGUUGGUCUCUUGUAUGUUUAGAGCUUUAAACCCCCACCCUUCCAUAUGUGAAAAAGGGUUUAAUAGCCACAUCCUCAUUCUCUCCCCCAGGGAUAAAACCUGCUGUAUGUGUACCGGUUUGUUUAUUGCAGGUACUGGAUGCCAUUAGAGUCUGGCUCAUGAAGACCAGAUCCUGAUCUGAACUGAAAUUGAGGUUUCAGCAAUCCAUGUGGCAAUUCGAUAAGUCAUUUUGACAUAUUAUGCUGGUUGGUCAAAGUCAUGAUGACCCAAAUCAUGACAGUCAGACCUAGACCCAAAUUUGACCUUCAGAACUGGAGCAGAGUUGUACCCGGUGUAUCAUUCUGCUCCAUCUCUGCAUUUAAAUGAAGGCUUCUUUUUAGCUAAUCUGCAAAAUUAUCGCAGUCACUUUCCGGUUUUUACAUUUAACAAAACGAACAAAAAAUAAAAAGCCUUUUCUGCUCAGGACAGUUAAGUUCUCUGAAAAAUUCGACAUCCUCACAACAACUAAACUGACAGCACGUACCAGCUCUGGGACUCAAAACAUCCUUAAACGUAGCUUUCCCAGAGAGAUCAUACGUGAUUCAAAAAUGAACCAAAGAAGCCUCAUGAUCAGACAUGGGAAAAAAUGUUCAGGUCUGGGCUGAUGCAUGUCAAUGUCUCCAAGUGUUUGAGAUGAAAGUUAGGGCCCAGCUGAGGUGUUUCAUUCAUAUUUAAACUCUACAUUCGUUCACAUCGAAGAGAGUCCAUCCAAACCAACCUCUACAUCUAUAUUUUGAAUGUGGCAUUGACCACAUCAAUUAUUUCUCAUCCUGAAAGUGUUUUACUGCAUUUCCUAGCAGUAUUAUGCAAUGCUGUUUUUCAGAUUGUUUGUCUCAUACUCCAUUCCAUAAUGCCUUUGCAGUCACGUAAAGGAGAGAAACGCAAUGCUAGCAGAAACACAGAAUAUAUUAAAUUUCCUAGCUUUCGUUACCUUACUGCAGUUGCAAGGAAGAGAAGUGAGUCUUGGACAGGAAAGAAUCUCAGGCAUUAGCUAAGGAAUGUGUUUGAAAGCAGGUGUCCAUGCCAAAGUACAUUUUCCACGUGGGACACUCUAAAAUUAAACACAUCCACAGACGGCUACAUCCUGCCUCUUGCAUGCCGCGUUCCCCGGGGGCAAAGAGAAACGCGCCACGUUCUUCUCGUGGGGUUUUCCUCACUGUAAUGCUGGGCAGUCUGGAGCUUUUGAAGCAAAAGAAGAGUAAAGGGUGAGUGAGCGCUCGCAAAGACAGGUCCUUUUCGCAUCCCGCUUCGCGAAACCCGGAGAACUCCCCAGCACCUUAGGCUGUAUCCCUGCGUGGCAGCCGGGCACCGGGCCGGGUGCCGGCACCUGGACCACCAGCCGCAGCACUGCAUCUCCCCGCGCGUGGCUGCUGGAGAGCAUCAGGCCUGCGGCUGCCUCAGGCCGGAAAGUGCAGUGCCCAAAGACCUAGCUAGUUCUCAGGCUUUGUUCUCCUCCUCUCAGCAGCAAAAAAAUGCAGCAAGUGCCCAAUCCCGUGUGGAAAGCAGACGCUAGAAACCCACGCCUGAGCCUCGGGGCCAGCGAGGGACCUCCAGCUGCCGAGAGUGCCGGAGAACAAGCAGCCAGGGAGGAGCAGAGGACUUUUUUUAAUGUUUUAAUUUGAGUUCACACCAAUAGCUGUAAUUGUAGCAAAAGCAGAAAUUUCCAGGGCAAAUAUUGAAUCGUAAAAAAUCGAAUUGUAAAAAACCCUUCAAUGAGAUUUUUAGUUUUCUCCAAAUUUUGGAAGUUCUUGUUACACAGUAUAAUGGCUUAAAUUCUUGCCUUGAUCUUUCAGAUGUUGAUCUGCAAUCUCACAGUGGAAACCAUAUAAUUAUACUGACCAAAUAGUACCGAGGAUGAAGGUUACUGCCGUAGUGCAGUAUCGGCUUGGCACAACGCGUGAGGUUUCUCUGUGCUGACGAUUGCAAAUACAACAACACCCAUGUUUCCUCCCUACGCCUAUCUGUCAAAAAUCGUGUUGACAUCUAGAAAUACCGCUGCAUUUCUUAUCCAUGCAUCUUUCAUGGCCCCAUGUUGUGUCUUCCAUUUCACUGUCAACCGUUGCAGGCUUUUAUGUAGCAGCUAACUCGGAAAAGGAGCGUCAAGAGCAUAUACUGUGGGUGGCUCUAUUUGUAUGUACACCUAUGAGCAGAAUACAUACGAUAUUCUGUUCAUACUAAAAAAACCUCAAAUGGAUACGCUAUGUUUAUAUACACCAUUUGUUUGUGAAUCUAUAUAGCUGUGUAAUGUAACUCAUUCUUUUUAGUUUAUUUAUUCUGCUAUGAAAGACUAGUAUGUACCGAUAGUAUCCCAGCAUCUUCUCCGCUGCGUACUUGGAGUUACUAUCAUGGGCACAUCCAAGAUGAAUUCAACUUUCAAGAAACCUUGGAUAUUGUUUAAUCAUCUGUGAAGGAACAAAGAAUGUGCUUGAUUACUUCGGUUGAAUAGCUUUAUUCUGGAUCUCUCUUAAUGAAAGCUAAAUCCAAAGACCUGAGAAGGACUAAACCAGCAAACUACACUCAAACCUGCUGAAGGGAAUAGGGAUCUCCCCUUCCAAAACAGGACACGGUAAUGACACAGUAUUGGAAAGGGUGUGCUAGCUUCGGAAAAAAUACAAUGUUUUUCUUGCUUGUCACAAUUCCUACGUAUUUUUCAGACAUGAGGAUACUUUACACUUGGCCUCCUUUAUAUUUAUUAAGGGGAAUUUUUAUUGUUUAAAUUUUUUUUAAAUGCAGAGCUUAAAAUGGUUUUAUUUUUUUCCGGACGCUUGUGGGUUUUAACCCAAUAUAUUAUCUAUCAAUAAUGUAAUUUAUUUAAUUUAAUCUUAGAGUAGGUCCUGAAAUCUCUGUUCAGUCUAAAUCCCAUGUAGUUUCAUUCUAUCUUUAAACUUCAAUGGGAGUUUUGCCUGAAUACGGAUUACAGGAUCAAGCUCAAAUGUUAGUUUUGUGUAACUAUUUAAUUCAAUCAUUUCUGAAUUUGGUGUUAAUUUUGCUUCUUUAUCAAUUUUAGUGUUGUAGUGCAUCAGAGAUGCCAAGGCUAUGUUAGUAAAUACACUUAAAAGUAGUAUUGCUUCAUAAAGCAGCCAAGUUCUGUUACAGACAGGAGGAAAACAACAAGUUACAUAAAUCAGGAGUCUAAUUUUAAUUUCUUCUUUUAAUUGAUUUUAAUUGCUUAAACAUCAAAAUUUAAAUUAUUUAAGUUAACCCCUUCCCAUCUGAUUAGAAAGUGGGACAUACCUUUAUUAUGGCACAUAAAGCCUUCAUAAUAACUUAUUUAUUUAACUUAUUCAUCAUCAUCCCAGGAUGCCCUUGUAUAGUUUUUAUUUUUUAUUUAGAGUGACUUUUAAAGCACUACAGUUGAUUUUCUGUCAGAACAACAGAGCGAAUUUUGAGGACAAGCAAUGAAUAUCCAACCUAAAACCGUGCGUUCAGAAACAAUGGGGAAAAAAGACACUGAGAUACUUUGCCUGAACUUUGUGGCUUCUUAAAACUUAAGCUGGGGGAAAAAUAAUACAUGACAAGCAAAAAGAGAGAAACCCUUAAACUAGCUGCUUCCAAGAAUGAACUUCUGUGUGUGUAAAAAAAAGAAAAAAGAAAAAAAAAGGAAAAAAGAAAAAAAGAAAAAACCUUUCUAUUUCUAGUGAGAACCAAAGAGGCUACCUCACUGACUUUUUCCAUUUGUAAUUUUAAUCGUGUUGAUGAUACCAAAGAUACCAAAGAUUUCUUUCUCUGUGCGGUCUGCAUUUUGCUUGUGCUCUCCUAUAGUUUUAACCUUUCUCUCCUACAUACAGUAAUGUACAGCUGCAACCCAGACACCCCAAAGAAACACUUACCGUGGGAGCUGCUAAUUCUGGUGCCGACAUUUUCUGUGUUUGCCUUCGGCCUUUCUGCCAGCCACAAACGUCCAAGGCCAAGCAGAGCGAGCUCGGAGACGUGGCGCCCGUUCACGUCCCUCCCCACUAGCCAAAUUCCAGUCGUUGGAGCAGUUGCGUCGACUUAGCAGACGAAAUCCAGGUUUUGCUCAACAGCAGUUAGGGAGCAGCUCUCCUUGCUUGGGGAGCUCUGUGUUUCGGCAGGUGCAGAGGUCGUGCUUCGGCAUUUAUGGGUUCUGCAUGUGCGUCAGUGGCAGAAUUUAGGUCAGGACCGAUCCGAUGCUUGAAAAUAAUGCGGAGAGGCUCCCUGGCCUCUUUAACCGCUGGAGAUGUCUGUAAUCAGGCAAGACGAGUCCCACCUGGGGCUCUCAGGCACAGGGGGAGAAACGACCAAGAGGAGCGUUGUCUCUGGCCAACGCCGGUGCCCAGCAACCCCGGUGGGAACGACCCGCUUGCAGCCGUGCCAGGGCCGGGCCGGGCGGGAUGCCUGGUUGCGGGGAGCAGCGUGCCGCGGGCCGCCUUCGCCCCGCCGCGGGGCCCCGGGGCAGGGUGGCCACGUGCUGCCGAGCUGCUGCCCCGCACGCCAGCCCCGCAGAGCGCGAAGGCUGCUCUCCCCUGCUCAUCCUCUUGUUGCUGUUUACAACUACGGUUCUCCUAUGCAAAUCAAUUCGUUAUUUUUCUCAAGUUGUCAAUGAAGCAAAGAUACAUUCAGCUCCAUUAGUAUCAUGUCCCUAAGUGAUUACUUCAAAGAAGUUGGUUGUUUCUCUUUGCAGAGUAAAUGGAGCCCUUUGUAUUUGCUUCUUUUAUCCUUUUUAUACGAUUGAAUAGAGUGAUCUGAUGAGCCAAAUCCGCCCUUCACCACCGCUUGCCGUCGACGUUACUCUGCACCUCUCCAGCUUUAGGCACAGGGUGAAGCUCAGCGCUCGAUCAGGAGCCCUCGCGGUCCUCCUGCGACUGGGAGAGCCGGUCCCUCUGUAAAACCAACAAGAACAUGCUACACAGGGGUUGGUAGACAGGUUAAAAAACCCAACUCAGUCAGAUUUCAGGUGUGGCCGGGCUGGAAAGCUGGCUUAUGAACUAUCCAGGUGUGUCAACCCGGAAACCUGCAGCGCUGCAUGGGCGCAGACCCCUGGUUUCGCGGCGAGGAUCAGGGCGAGUGACGCCGCAGCCCAACGCUGGGCCUCCUGCGUGGGUGGGGUUUUGCCCGGGGGGAGGCCGGGGGGGCCACCCCCACCUCCGCAGCGGUGCCGGGACGGCGGGGGGACACCCGCGCCUGCCGCUAACGGGCUGCCUGAGCAACACCGUCUGGGUUUACACACGCUAAUUACCAUUACCCACAGCCCGACGCAAAAGCUCCACUUCAAUUAAAUGUUGCCUUUUAUUUCCUAUUUCAUUUCAUUUUGAAGUCUGUAUUCGAAAAGAUAGAGACUUGACAAGUGUGCUUUUUAUAACUAUAAAUAUAUAUUCCUUCAAUAAAAAGCUAUAACGAUUCUCAGGAUGCCUUCUAGGUGUGGAGGAGACGGUCUGUCGCUGGCGCUGGGCGAAACCCGCCCGGCCGUGCCCCCCCGUCACCCCUCGCCCCGCAGGGAACGGCCGCAGGCUGGACACAGAAAAUGCUCAGAAUUGGCAGGAUCCUCUGCAGCAAUCGCGUUUCUUACCAGACUCAUGCUUCACUUGCAAAGUGUGACAUAACCACGGGACGAGUGCCUUGCUUGAACCAAAGCAACGAUUUUGCCAGUCUAGACCUCUCUGUGCUUUUUUUUAUUCUUCCUGUGAAUACCUCAGCUUCAACUGGGCCGCCGUCACGUACCUGGUGGGCUUAUUGUACUGUGGUGCUUUGCAAUGCAACCCUGCAGAGAACAAGGUUCGGAAUAAUACCAAAGGUCCUUCUCCUCCUCCUCCUCCUCCUCCUCCCGUCCUCCGCCUCCUCCUCCUCCUUCCUCCUCCUCCUCCUCCUCCCGUCCUCCGCCUCCUCCUCCUUCCUCCUCCUCCUCCUCCCGUCCUCCGCCUCCUCCUCCUCCUCCUCCUCCUCCGCUCCUCGUCCUUCUCCUCCUUCCCCUCUCCUCUCGUCCUUGUCCUCCUCCUCCCCUCCCUCUCCCUCCCCUCUCCCCUCCUCUCCCCUCCCUCUCCCCUCCCUCUCCCCUCCCUCUCCCCUCCCUGUCCCCUCCCUCUCCCCCUCCCUCUCCCCUCCUCUCCCCUCCUCCUCUUUUCUAUUUCUUCAUGGUUCCAAAGCUUUAAUAUAAAACUGGGCAUGUUGGCAACGCAGACCGUGCAAUCCCUUACCGAAUUUUCUCAGAUAUACCUCAUAGAUAAUAGUUGUUUAGAGUAAUGUUAUUAUAGCGUAUGUAAUAAAUUAUUCACUGUUUCUUUUUGGUAACUGUGAUUUAAAAAAAAAAAAAAAGCUUUAUACGUUUUAGGUUGUGCUUUUGUAAUAGACAAAAAAGGUGCGCUUAAAAAUGUCCGUCAGUCUUUCUUCCCGUUGGAUUUUUUUGUUGUUGUUUAUUACGGAUUGGGGAAAAGUUGCAGAAUGAGCCCAAAGUUUACAGUUUCAUAUUUUGCUGAAGAAACAAUCUGUGUUAAUUUGCUCUGUUGAAAAAAAAAAGAAAAAAAAAGAUUAUUUUCUACAUUUGUGCUACUUGGUCUGAACAGCUAAUUGUUCUGUGUUACGGUGUAGUAUUAUAAUUAGCAACUGCCAAUCAGUGCUAUCAUUUUUAUGCAUGAGGCAAAAAUCUUAGCAGUGUGAUGCAUCGUGGUUCUUAAUGGCAACUUCCUUUUUUAAAUUUGAAAAUAGAUCUUUUGGUUUGAUGGUAUUUAUUUAUGCAUGGGAGCCUGUUAUCUGUUAGCAGUUGUGGAACAGUUGUGUAUACAUGUGAACUGUGAAAACAUGCACAGUUUUGCCUCAUACAAUUAAAUACCGAUAUUUAGAUCUAUUUUGAUCUAUGUUUUAAAUGCAACUGAGUCAAAUUGAAUUCCAGUUAAAUUUAAUUUCUAUCUAUCAGAGGAAAAGUUUGACCAACUGGCAGUUUUUUCGAGCCAAUUUAAUUUAUAGUGGGUCACUUGAAAAUACAUGUCUUGAUCAAAACUGAGCCAACUGUGCAUUUUUUCCAAAGAAAAGGAGUUACUUUGGCUUUAUGGCAGAGACCUCAAACACAACAUGUAAUAAGAGAUGUAAUAACGGAGCUUCGUAUGAAUUCCACGCCUCUUCUGUGGCUCAUGCUCCGAUUAAUCAUUUUGCGCUUGGUUUCGCCUAGUAUUUUGCAGCAAGGUCAGCACGCGGCAUGCGCCAAAAGACUUCAGUAUUAGCAGAUCUAUUACGGCCACGCCGCCCGUCGCGACAGAGCAGACUGUCUCCGCGUCAGUCCCGGCGGCACGGCCACGGUCCCCUCGCGUCCCUUGGGCCUAUGCAACCGAUUCGGUCCCCCGACCCCGAAGCGCAGUGCUCGGUCCGUUUAGCUCUUCCUCGGAGGGAAACAGACCCUGUCCCUUGCAGUUCGCGCAGGACACCGCCACCGCUUACCGCCCUCCACUCUGGGCCAAUAUUGGUUAGAACCUUUUACACCCCACUGGAGUUGUCCCUCAUCUCAUAAACUAGUUUCACUUCCAAGAACCCCCCAAAUUUUACAGUACCGCUAUUGGACUGGCAAGUUUAUUGUCCUUUACAUCU
Dromaius novaehollandiae (emu) is the source of this 11184-nucleotide messenger RNA. Its product is annotated as one cut domain family member 2-like. Bases 15 to 1472 code for a protein of 485 amino acids. Gene Ontology annotation, molecular function: DNA-binding transcription factor activity, RNA polymerase II-specific; RNA polymerase II cis-regulatory region sequence-specific DNA binding. The record is from RefSeq and is a predicted model, not a curated record. NCBI's taxonomy places the organism in Eukaryota, Metazoa, Chordata, Aves, Casuariiformes, Dromaiidae. Gene Ontology annotation, biological process: regulation of transcription by RNA polymerase II. The transcript is spliced from 2 exons. Gene Ontology annotation, cellular component: nucleus.